Cinara cedri is the source of this 1122-nucleotide messenger RNA. The record is from the annotation of a GenBank genome assembly. NCBI's taxonomy places the organism in Eukaryota, Metazoa, Arthropoda, Insecta, Hemiptera, Aphididae.
AUGGAAACUAAUAGUUGGAGGGUUAAAUCAGACAAUUGUUUAGGGAUCGAUGACGGUAGAAAAUUCUAUAAACAAUAUGAAAAAGCAUCGGAAGCUAAUAGUUGGAAAUAUAAAGAUAAAAUAAAAUCUUUGUCUACUUUUCCGGAGGAGAAUACUAGCACCUUUUUAGAAACAAGAAACAGAGAUUAUAGGAGAUCUAGAGUCAAUAAUACGGAUAGAAAUUAUAAUAGGCAAUAUUACAAUAAUGAUAGGAAAGACACAUACCACAGCAGGGAUAACAAUUACGAUAAGAAUUCUAUGGACAGAGAUACGGACAAAAACUAUAAUAAGCAAUAUUAUAGCGAUGGAAGAAAAAAUAUAUCUUAUAGUAGAGAUAGAUUUAAAAAGUUCAGAAUUCCUGAAAAAUAUCUAAAAGAAACCAGGGGCGAUUUAGGCAGAGUUACCUAUUUUAGAUAUAAUUCAAAAGGUAGCUAUGGUAAUGCUGAUAGAUGUUCUUUUUCAAAAAACGUAGAAAGAUCAAUUGGGUUCGAGAAAUGUCCAACUCGAAAAAAUAAAAUUUACUAUGAGAGAGAAACUUUUAAUGAUAUGGUAGAUAGAGAGAAAACAGAUUAUCUUAACUUUGUAGAAAAAUGGUACUUAGAGAAGAAUUUGUAUAAAAAUACAAUAUUUUCAGUGGAAAGAUUAAGUAAUUAUACAGAGGCAAAUAAGGAAGACCGAGUGCUGUCUAUUUUUAUUGAACUAUAUGGUAUAACUAGAUCAGCCAUUAUUGAUACUGGCUCUAAUAUCUCCUGUAUUGAUGUUUCUUUACUAAAUGAUACUGCAUGCAUUAAAAGGGAUAUGCCCUUUAGGAUCAUCUUAAUAAGUGCAAAUAACACCAUUUUAGAACAGUUGGGAGUAACAGAUUUACAAAUUAAAAUAAAUAAUUAUUCGUACAUAAUACGUGCUUAUGUAAUAAAAGAGCUUAAUUGUAAGAUAGUAUUAGGAAAUGAUUUUAAUAUUACGAAUAAUAUAGUAAUCAAUUUUGAAGAGAAGCGAAUAAGUUUAACGGGAGGUAAAAAUAUUAUUGCUAUGGACGAAAUUUGGUACGCAUAUAAUAAGACCCGUUAUUUAAGUAUGUUUUAA